AUGUCGGGCCAAGUUACGCUGCAAAGCUCCGACCAGGUCGAUAUCACCGUUAAACGUAGCGUCGCUGAGCGUUCCAUGCUCAUUAAGAACCUGCUGGAGGAUUUGGGCGAAUCCGAAGAGCCCGUUCCCAUCCCCAAUGUCAACGAACCCGUCUUGAAGAAAGUCAUCGAGUGGUGCCAGCACCACGAGAACGACCCCCAGAGCACUGGCGAGGACGACGACAACCGCCGACGAACCACAGAGAUUGACGAGUGGGACCAGAAGUUUAUGCAGGUCGACCAGGAGAUGCUGUUUGAGAUUAUUCUGGCCGCCAACUACCUCGAUAUCAAAGCCCUUCUCGACACUGGCUGCAAGACGGUCGCCAACAUGAUCAAGGGCAAGUCCCCAGAGGAGAUUCGUCGAACCUUCAACAUCCAGAACGACUUUACCCCCGAGGAGGAGGACCAAAUCCGCCGUGAGAACGAAUGGGCUGAAGAGUAA
Talaromyces atroroseus is the source of this 480-nucleotide messenger RNA. Its product is annotated as E3 ubiquitin ligase complex SCF subunit sconC. Bases 1 to 480 code for a protein of 159 amino acids. Gene Ontology annotation, cellular component: nucleus; cytoplasm. The record is from RefSeq and is a predicted model, not a curated record. The transcript has 3 exons. NCBI's taxonomy places the organism in Eukaryota, Fungi, Ascomycota, Eurotiomycetes, Eurotiales, Trichocomaceae. Gene Ontology annotation, molecular function: cullin family protein binding. Gene Ontology annotation, biological process: SCF-dependent proteasomal ubiquitin-dependent protein catabolic process; mitotic cell cycle.